This is a messenger RNA of Juglans regia (Persian walnut), 3303 nucleotides long. RefSeq names its product leucine-rich repeat receptor-like protein kinase TDR. Gene Ontology annotation, molecular function: ATP binding; protein kinase activity; protein binding. The record is from RefSeq and is a predicted model, not a curated record. Lineage: Eukaryota; Viridiplantae; Streptophyta; Magnoliopsida; Fagales; Juglandaceae. Bases 225 to 3083 code for a protein of 952 amino acids. The transcript is spliced from 3 exons. Gene Ontology annotation, biological process: protein phosphorylation.
AAAACUAAAAGGGUUAGGACAUCAAAAAUCAAGAGAGAAGGCAGCUGCGCGCUUUUAUGUCUUCAAACCAACCUACUUCUUCCCUGCACCUCAUUCUGUCACUUCAAAAGCUUGGCAUGUUCUCACAAAGGCUUUUUACCCUUGUCUACUGCAUAUGCUGAUCACAUGCAUUGGAAUAGUAUACGUUUUGAGUUGUCCCUCUUUCUCAUGCACUGCGAGUUCCAAUGGAGAUUUUGCAGCGCUUGUCUUACAAUCUUCUCCUUGCUUCCAUUUUCAUCCUAGCAUCAUCAGCCAUGGAUCCGUACUCGGAGGCCCUUCUGAGCUUAAAAUCCGAGCUUAUAGAUGAUUAUCACCGUUUGAAUGACUGGCUUGUGCCUUCUGGAGGGAAUGCAGCACCUGGAGAAGUAUAUGCAUGUUCUUGGUCUGGCAUCACUUGCAAUAAGAAUAAUACCAUUGUUAUUGGUUUAGACUUAUCUAUGAAGAAUCUUAAUGGUGUAAUGUCAGGGAAGCAAUUCAAUGUCUUCAACGAGCUUGUUGAUCUCAACCUCAGCUACAACUCUUUCUCUGGGCAGCUUCCUGCUGAAAUUUUCAAUCUUACCAGUCUAAGAAGCUUAGAUAUCAGUAGAAACAAUUUUUCUGGCCAUUUUCCUGUUGGAAUAUCGGGUCUCCGGAACUUGGUUGUGUUUGAUGCCUUCAGCAACAGCUUUUCAGGGUCAUUGCCUGAAGAAAUUUCUCAGCUUGGCUAUCUCAAGGUUCUUAAUUUAGCUGGGAGUUAUUUCAAGGGGCCAAUUCCAUCAGUAUAUGGUUCUUUCAAGAGCCUUGAGUUUCUUCACCUGGCAGGAAAUUUUCUGAGUGGUAAUUUACCACCAGAACUGGGCAAACUUAAAACAGUGACCCAUAUGGAGAUUGGCUAUAACACUUACGAAGGAAGCAUUCCCUGGCAAUUGGGCAACAUGACUGAGCUUCAGUAUCUUGAUAUUGCCGGUGCAAACCUCUAUGGCCAAAUACCAAAGCAACUCUCCAAUCUCACGAAGCUGCAAUCACUUUUUCUCUUCAGAAACCAGCUCACUGGAUUGAUUCCAUGGGAGUUAAGCAAAAUCAUUCCUCUUAAAAGCUUGGAUCUCUCCGAUAACCAAAUUUCAGGGCCUAUACCUGAGAGCUUUGCCGAGUUGAAGGACCUGAGACUGCUCAGUCUUAUGUACAACGAGAUGAAUGGCACUGUCCCUGAAGGCAUUGCAGAAAUUCCAUCCCUGGAAACUCUUCUUAUAUGGAGCAAUUUCUUCUCUGGGUCACUUCCACAUAUCUUGGGUAGAAACUCCAAACUCAAGUGGGUGGAUGCCUCUACAAACAAUUUCAUUGGCAGCAUUCCUCCUGAUAUAUGUUCAGGAGGCAUGCUGUCGAAGUUGAUCUUGUUUUCGAACAAUUUUACCGGCAGUCUCUCACCAUCUCUCUCUAAUUGUUCUUCAAUUGUUCGUCUUCGACUUGAAGAUAAUUCAUUCUCAGGUGAGAUCCCUUUUAGAUUCAGCCAUCUGUCUGAUAUCACUUACGUGGACUUGUCCAGGAACAAGUUCACAGGUGGGAUUCCCUCAGACAUAUCCCAAGCUUCCAAGCUCCAAUAUUUCAACAUCUCUAACAACCGAGAAUUAGGAGGCGUCAUCCCUGCACAAUCAUGGUCUUUGCCACUUCUUCAGAACUUUUCAGUGUCCACUUGCAAUGUUUCAGGCAAUAUUCCUCCAUUUCAAUCUUGCCAAUCCCUUGCUGUUGUUGAACUAAACAUGAACGGUUUAGCAGGAACUGUCCCGAAAAGUGUUUCUAAUUGCAGGGCUCUUGAGAGGGUGGAUUUAGCAAAUAAUAAUUUGUCAGGCCAUAUACCUGAAGUUCUUGCAAGUCUUCCUACUCUUGCUGUCUUAGACCUGUCACACAAUAGUUUCAAUGGCCCAAUACCUGUCAAGUUUGGUGAUUCUUCAAGCUUACUACUUCUGAACGUGUCUUUCAAUGAUAUCACUGGUUCCAUUCCCUCUGAAAAGUUAUUCAGAUCAAUGGGUAGCAGUGCAUUUGUUGGAAAUCCUCAGCUAUGUGGAGCACCCCUGAGACCAUGCGUGGCAAUAUUGGGAAGCAAAGGCACGGGGAGGCUUAUAUGGGUCCUGCUACUGUGUGCAGGGGUGGUCAUAUUCAUUGCAGCAUCGGUUUUUAGCGCAGUUUAUCUCCAGCGAGGAUUUAGAGGCCAGUGGAAGAUUGUCUCAUUUCCCGGACUCCCUCGAUUUACAGUAAAUGAUGUUCUGAGGAGCAUCAGUUCUGCCGAAUCAAAAGAAACGGUGCAAACACAAUCGGAUUCAGCUUGCAUAGCAGUUCUGCCCACAGGUAUAACAGUUUUGGUAAGGAAAAUCGAAUGGGGAGCGAAGAGAAUGAGGCUCAUGUCAGAACUAAUAACACGAAUGGGAAAUGCGAGGCACAAGAAUUUGAUUAGAUUGCUGGGAUUUUGCUACAACAAGCAUUUGGCUUAUAUAUUGUAUGAUUGCUUGCCUAAUGGGAAUUUAGCUGAGAAAAUAAGAAUGAAAAGAGACUGGGCAGCCAAGUGCAAUAUUAUAGUCGGAAUUGCUAAGGGACUUUGUUUCCUUCACCAUGAUUGUUAUCCAGCAAUUCCUCAUGGGGAUUUGAAGUCGAGUAACAUAGUUUUUGACGAAAACAUGGAACCCCAUUUGGCAGAAUUUGGGUUCAAAUAUCUGCAACAGUUGAAUGAAGGUUCAUUUCCAGCAGAUUCCAACAAGGAAACAGGUGAAUUCAACAGAGCCAUAAAAGACGAGCUUUACAUGGACGUUUACAGCUUUGGAGAGCUCGUUCUGGAAAUUUUAACCAAUGGCAAGCUGACAAAUGCAGGAACAAGCAUACAUAGCAAGCCGACAGAGGUGGUUGUGAGAGAAAUUUACAAUGAGAAUGAAGUUGAUCCUAGAACCUCUGUGCAAGAGGAGAUCAAAUUGGUUCUUGAAGUUGCUUCGCUCUGUACUAGGAGUAGGACCUGUGAUCGGCCAUCCAUGGAAGAGGCACUGAAGCUGCUAUCUGGGCUGAGGCUCACAAGACAGUAACAUCACUCCUAAAGCAGGGAGGCUAUAAUCUCAGUUACGUAUUACCAUAUUAAAGGAAAAGAACAGAUGUAGCAAAUAGUUAGCUUAUAAAAGAGUGUCUUGUGUGUAGAUAUUUGAUUUUGGUCUUGCUUUUGCCAUAAACAAUACAACUGCAUUGCUGCAGAAUUGUGGCCUAUAAAGUUAUAUACCUUUAACCCCUCUUAUGAGUGUGGGGGAUUCA